AUGGCAGCGAAGCCCGAGGACGCGAGUACGGCACCUACAGAGGGGGCCGGUCUCUUUAGUGGAGCAGGUCUGGAGAAACAGCCGGAGCCUGAUCUUGUGGCUGGGUCCAACGACAAGAACGAUGGAGGGGAGGCUAUCGACAACGCCACCGCGGCAGUAGCCGAUCUCUCUGUCGACGAAAAGAAAGGAGAGAUCAAGGAAGCAGACGUCACUCCCCAAGCCAAUGCCGUGGCGCCCGAAACCGCACACAGCGAAGCCAAACCUGUGGAACGGAAAGAACCCGAAGCCGACACCGUAGCGCCCACUCAGGGACCCUUCUGGCCAGAGACGGCGCCCGAUCACCCACUCACCAAGUUCUACGAUGCUUUCGAAGCCCUCGUUACCGAAGCCCAGCAUGGAGAAGUCUAUGGCAUAGAGCUCAGCAAAUCGAAACCCUUCCAUACCAAGCUCAUACUACAAAAGUUCCUCCGAGCCAACCAAAACGAUCUGGAGAAAGCGAAGUCACAGCUACUGGAUACGCUGAAGUGGAGAAAGGAGUUCGAUCCGACCAAGGCGGCAGGAGAGACAUUCGAUAAGAGCAAGUUCGAUGGGCUAGGAUACGUGCUGGAGGUCGAGGGCGUGCCGGAGAGUCCCAGCAAGAAGGAUAUCGUUACUUUCAACAUCUAUGGAGCUGUCAAGGACAACAAGGCUACGUUUGGUGAUCUAGUUGGCUUCCUCCGCUGGCGUGUGGGCCUUAUGGAAAAGUCCGUCCAAGCACUCAACCUCCCCGCUGCUACGACGCCCAUUCCCAAUUUCGGAGAAGGCCCAGACCCAUACCAAGGAUUUCAAAUCCACGACUACCUUCAAGUCUCUUUCUUGCGCCGCGACCCCCUUGUCAAGACGGCAACCAAUAAGACCAUUGAGAUACUAGGACGCCAUUACCCCGAGACCUUGAGCAGGAAGUUCUUCGUCAACGUACCCGUGGUCAUGGGUUGGCUGUUCAACGCAAUGAAGUUGGUUGUGGCCAAAGAGACGAGCAAGAAGUUUGUGGUGCUGAGCUAUGGAAAUCAGCUUGCCGCCGAGCUGGGUAAGGGUGUACCGAAGAGUUAUGGUGGUGAAAGGGCAGAGCUGGCCGAGAGCGCCGAGAGUAUGAAGAUGGCUUGA
Messenger RNA from Alternaria burnsii, 1143 nucleotides. RefSeq lists its product as uncharacterized. The transcript is spliced from 2 exons. Gene Ontology annotation, biological process: Golgi to plasma membrane protein transport; regulation of exocytosis. Gene Ontology annotation, molecular function: phosphatidylinositol transfer activity. Gene Ontology annotation, cellular component: cytosol; cortical endoplasmic reticulum; plasma membrane. The record is from RefSeq and is a predicted model, not a curated record. Bases 1 to 1143 code for a protein of 380 amino acids. Lineage: Eukaryota; Fungi; Ascomycota; Dothideomycetes; Pleosporales; Pleosporaceae.